This is a messenger RNA of Aspergillus uvarum CBS 121591, 1955 nucleotides long. Its product is annotated as NADH-quinone oxidoreductase subunit D. The coding region runs from base 119 to 1549 and encodes 476 amino acids. NCBI's taxonomy places the organism in Eukaryota, Fungi, Ascomycota, Eurotiomycetes, Eurotiales, Aspergillaceae. The record is from RefSeq and is a predicted model, not a curated record. The transcript has 3 exons. Gene Ontology annotation, molecular function: NADH dehydrogenase (ubiquinone) activity; quinone binding; NAD binding. Gene Ontology annotation, biological process: mitochondrial electron transport, NADH to ubiquinone.
CCUCAAUUCCACACCCCAAUUCCCGCAUCUCCACCCCUCCUUCCAACACCUCCAUUGUGUCUGGGCUGAGGGCUGUUCCGCCUCUUCUCACCCUCGUCCUUGCUCCCCGCUCUUCCGAAUGGCUGCUCCCUUCGCUCGCCUGGCGGGCAAUGCGCCCAAAAGGCUUUGCCUCCGCCCCUCUACCUUCUCCAGAAACACUGCUCUCCCCAGAUGCCGCUCGAUCACGACGACUCUGCCUCGCCGGGCGGCCGAGCCAACCAGCUACCAGGCGACCAAGCUCAUUCCGACUGACCCGACCUUUUCCUCCUUCGCCAAUAAGGAAGGUGUCUCCGAAGACGAUUACGCCGCCGACAUGGAGUCCACGGACGCAGGGGCUAAUCGCAAGAUCCGCCAUUACACCGUCAACUUCGGUCCCCAGCACCCGGCUGCUCACGGUGUGCUUCGGUUGAUUCUGGAGCUCAAUGGUGAAGAGAUCGUCCGCGCAGAUCCCCACGUUGGAUUGCUCCACCGUGGUACCGAGAAGUUGAUAGAGUACAAGUCCUAUAUGCAGGCCCUGCCGUACUUCGACCGAUUGGAUUACGUCUCCAUGAUGACCAACGAGCAGUGCUUCUCCCUGGCUGUUGAGAAGCUGUUGAACGUCGAGAUCCCUGACAGAGCCAAGUGGAUCCGUACCUUGUUCGGCGAGAUCACCCGUAUCCUGAACCACCUCAUGUCCGUCCUUUCACACGCCAUGGAUGUUGGUGCUUUGACGCCUUUCCUGUGGGGUUUCGAGGAACGUGAGAAGCUCAUGGAAUUCUACGAGCGAGUUUCGGGUGCCCGUCUUCACGCUGCCUACGUCCGCCCCGGUGGUGUGUCCCAGGACAUUCCCAUCGGUCUUCUCGAUGAUAUUUACCAGUGGGCCACCCAAUUCGGUGACCGGAUUGAUGAGACUGAGGAGCUGUUGACGGACAACCGUAUCUGGAAGGCCAGAACCCAGGGUGUCGGUGUCGUCAGCGCCGCCGAGGCUCUGAACAUGAGUUUCACCGGUGUCAUGCUGCGUGGAUCCGGUAUCCCCUGGGAUAUCCGCAAGUCGCAGCCCUAUGAUGCCUAUGACCAGGUCGAGUUCGACGUGCCCGUUGGUGUCAACGGUGACUGCUACGACCGUUACCUGUGCCGUAUGGAGGAAUUCCGCCAGUCCCUCCGCAUUAUCCACCAGUGCUUGAACAAGAUGCCCGCUGGUCCCGUUCGUGUCGAGGACUACAAGAUCUCCCCUCCUCCUCGUGCCGCCAUGAAGGAGAACAUGGAGGCUCUGAUCCACCACUUCCUGCUGUUCACCAAGGGCUACUCUGUGCCCCCCGGAGAGACCUACUCCGCCAUCGAGGCUCCCAAGGGUGAGAUGGGUGUGUUCCUGGUCAGUGACGGUAGCGAGAGACCCUACCGCUGCAAGAUCCGUGCUCCCGGAUUUGCUCACUUGGGUGGCUUCGACCAAGUAUCCCGUGGCCACUUGUUGGCCGAUGCUGUUGCUAUUAUCGGUACUAUGGAUCUUGUGUUCGGUGAAGUCGAUCGGUAGAGUUGGAUGAAGCGUGGCUGAGUAUUUCCAGGACCUGUAAAACAGCUUCAAGACACGUGAUUCUGAUAUGGGACACCCAACCAUUUUCUUUUGCUAUUUAGAAGCGAAUACAAAUGACCAAGAGAGAAAAAAAAGAUUAAUUGUCUAUAUCACUUGUGCGUGUACGGGAAGUGUGUGGGACCAGGGAGCUGUGGGGAUAUAUCAGUUGUACCAAUUGGUUUUCAUGGCGUUGACUACGUUUGUUCUGAUUUCCUGUGUUUUCUGUCUCGUCCUGCACUGUGACCAUGUCUCGAGUUUCCUUUUAUAUCUUCAAAUCACCCUGUGUAUAGUGACACCAUAACUUUCUGACAACAUCUGACUUUGAAAAUAUAGUAGGGGAAGAAGGAUGUAGGGGUUUUGGAUGAAA